AUGCGCUUCGCUCCACGGAAACCACCCCGGCGAUCGCGCAGGAUCUCGGAAGAACUAGAAGACGAGAUCAGGGAAUACGUGUUUGACCAAGGGGACGAUCAUGAGUCGUUCAACGAAGACCCGCAACUCAUCAUCGGGAACACACAUACUGGAUGCUACGGCCUUUAUUACGUGUUAGUGGAAGGAACCCUAUUUACUUUUCAUCAUGCGAAUAUGGGAUACGAUACCGUAUGUAACUGUCUCGUUAAGGGAGAACCAGGUGACGAAACAAUUCAAAUACCAGAUUACCUUGAUCAUCAUCGGAUCUGGCUUAUUACUUCAGGACCGCCUCGAAUGGAGCCAAAGCUAGCUGCGAUGGUUGCCAUGAAAUUGUUCCUAGGCUUGAAGGUACCACAACAAUGCCGAAUGAAGCAGUUAGAGACGAUCGAAGAAUUUGACCUAGGCGACGGGAUGGAAGGACAAGAGGGAGGAUCAGAAGGAGAAAAGAGGAAAGAGGAAAGAGAUUAA
Messenger RNA from Hypoxylon trugodes, 507 nucleotides. RefSeq lists its product as uncharacterized. The coding region runs from base 1 to 507 and encodes 168 amino acids. Lineage: Eukaryota; Fungi; Ascomycota; Sordariomycetes; Xylariales; Hypoxylaceae. The record is from RefSeq and is a predicted model, not a curated record. The transcript has a single exon.